Aspergillus sclerotioniger CBS 115572 is the source of this 729-nucleotide messenger RNA. Its product is annotated as SNUT3/LISCH7 family protein. The record is from RefSeq and is a predicted model, not a curated record. NCBI's taxonomy places the organism in Eukaryota, Fungi, Ascomycota, Eurotiomycetes, Eurotiales, Aspergillaceae. Gene Ontology annotation, cellular component: precatalytic spliceosome. The coding region runs from base 1 to 729 and encodes 242 amino acids. The transcript is spliced from 2 exons. Gene Ontology annotation, biological process: RNA splicing.
AUGACGGAACCACCUGCGAAGCGCGCUCGCCGAGUCGACAGUUCAGCAAUGUGGGAUCAAGAUGACCAGAGGACACGUUCACCCGGACUAGAAUCAGACCGUGCCAGAAGCCCCCGGCGGGAGCAAUUUGCGAAGGAUGAUGGGCGACGCGAUGGGCCUCGUGAUGAUCGGAGGUAUCGCUCUCGCUCUAGAGACCGGAGAGAUAGGCGACGAGAUAGGAGUUGGUCGAGGGAUCGCCGCGACCGCGACCACGAUCGCAGAGACCGAGAUAGAGACGGACGAGGAACGAGGGAAAGGGAAAGAAGUAUCAGCCGGGAAAGGCACUACGAUAGACGCGGCUACCCUUCGAAAGGGGAUAGAUACAGGUCGCGGUCGCCUAUUCGGAACGGCAACAGAGACCGGUCGCGGACGCCACCUCGCGCUCCCCGGGGCGACCGCAGGAACGAUCGCCGAGAUCAUAGAGCCCCGACUAACGGUGCUGCUGAUGCGAAAUCGGGAGCGAACCACUCCAAGGAUGAGAUGGAAGUGGAUAGCGAUGGACCUGCCGGAGAAGACGAGGUUGAGGAGAUGAUGCGCCGCAGCAUGGGUUUCACCAGGUUCAGGAGCACGAAGAAUACCAAGGUCCCUGGGAACAAUGUGUAUGGCGUCCGCAAGGAGAAGAAGACGGAGUACAGACAGUACAUGAACCGCAUAGGAGGAUUCAACCGGCCGCUCAGUCCCUCCAGGUGA